AUGGCGAAAAGAAAAAAAGACGACGAGUAUCGUACAUUUCAGGACGAAUGGACCGAAGAAUUCGCCUUUGUGGAGAGAGCGGGUUCUGCGCUAGCUGGCUGCACAUCCAGUCUCCUACAGUCCUUCAAAGCACGCUUUGGAGAAUUUCGUGAGCACACUCGUCUUUUUAAGUUCAUCACCCAUCCAAACGAGUGUUCACUGAACACAGCUGACCUGAAUUACAUCCCUGGUGUCUCCGUCAGAGAUUUUGAAGCAGAAGUGGCUGACCUGAAGGCCUCAGACAUUUUGAGGGACGCCAUGGCUUCGCUGUCAGAGGAGGUGCUUCUUGUGGUGAAAAAAGUUCGCCAGAAGAAGCAGGAUGGCACUCUUUACCUGAUGGCAGAGCGAGUGGCCUGGGGUCCAGAAGGGAAAGACCGUUUCACAGUCAGCCACCUUUAUGCGGACAUCCGUUGUCAAAAGAUUAGUCCAGAUGGUAAAGCCAAAAUUCAGCUGCAGCUAGUCCUUCACACUGGAGAAAGUACCACAUUCCAUUUUUCUAAUGAGAGCACUGCAUUAAAGGACAGGGAAGCUGCUAAAGAACUGUUACAGCAGCUACUCCCAAAGUUCAAGAAAAAGGCAAAUAAAGAACUGGAGGAGAAAAACAGGAUGCUUCAGGAAGAUCCAGUCCUCUUCCAAUUAUACAAAGACCUUGUUGUAAGCCAAGUAAUUACUGCUGAAGAGUUUUGGGCCAAUCGUUUAGGUGGGAUAAACAAUGCCGAUUCAAAUGUGUCCAAUAAAAAACAAGAAGUCGGCAUUUCUGGAGCUUUCCUGGCUGAUGUUAGACCACAGACUGAUGGCUGCAAUAGGUUGAUAUAUAAUUUGACGGCUGACAUUAUUGAGUCGAUCUUCAGAACAUAUCCUGCAGUGAAACAGAAAUACAGUGAAAAUGUGCCUCAUAACUUAACCGAAGAGAAGUUCUGGACAUGUUUUUUCCAGUCCCAAUACUUUCAUAGAGACCGAAUCAACACCGGAUCACAGGAUAUCUUCUCAGAAUGUGCCAAGCAGGAUGAAAAAGGAUUAAAGUCUAUGGUUGUUCAAGGAGUAAAAAAUCCACUAGUAGAUCUUUUGUCCUUGGAGGAUAAAUCAUUAGAAGAGGGUUAUGGUCUGAACGUAUCUACUCCUUCCACUUCUAAUUCCCAUAAGUCGGUGAAGGACAGCUGCAACUCUGCCAUUAUUAAGAGGUUUAAUCAUCAUAGUGCUAUGGUGCUAGCAGCUGGCUCACGGAAGGGCGAUGCGCCUCUUGAGCAGGCCAGUGAGACGAGCAGUACAGAUGGAAACUCCAGAGACUCUGAUUUUUUCCAACCUCCUAUUAAAAAGGUCAAAUUACAAGAAGCCAUUGAGUACGAGGAUCUUCAGAUAAAAAAUAGACCAAAAACGGUUCCAUUAAAUCUCAAAAAGUCUGACAGAUAUGCCCAUGGCCCUGUGCCUCUUCAGUCCCUACAGUUCACAACCAGUCAGGAUAUAAUCAAUUCUGUCACCUUCAUACAGCAUGAGAUGGCAAACUACAAACUGAAUCUUUCUCAGGUGUUGUCCAGCUCGGCUGCUAGUUCUGCUAUUGCUGCACUUUCCCCUGGUGGUGUUCUCAUGCAUGGAGGCUCACAGCAAGCCAUUAAUCAGAUGAUCCCGAGUGAGGUUCAAGGAGAGUUGAAACAUCUGUAUGCUGCUGCAGCGGAGCUAUUGAGGCAUUUCUGGUCCUGUUUCCCAGCUAACACACCCUUUUUAGAAGAGAAGGUGAUAAAAAUGAAGACAAAUCUUGAAAAGUUUCAGUUGACCAAGCUUCGACCUUUUCAGGAGAAAGUGCAACGUCAGUAUUUAAGUGUUAAUCUUACAGGACACUUGGAAGAGAUGCUUCAAAAAGCUUAUAGCAAGUUCCAGAUUUGGCAAAACCGGCGAAUGAUGAGGAAAACAUGA
Molecule: messenger RNA, 1950 nt
Organism: Knipowitschia caucasica
Lineage: Eukaryota; Metazoa; Chordata; Actinopteri; Gobiiformes; Gobiidae
Source: the annotation of a GenBank genome assembly